CAGAGGCAGUGUUCGUUGUAUUGUGUGAAAUGAUGGGAACCUCACAACUGGUGGCCAUCAGGAGGGAAACAGUGGACAUCCAGGAGAUUGUGGAAAGACAAUUAACUAAUAAUUGGAUCCAUGGGAUGCUGAGUGGAAGUAUGAGAGAAGGAUUCAGGCUGAAUGGAUCAGAUAAGGACUUUAUGUACUGGCCAAACGACCACCGAGUAAUCAUGGACAUGUCUCAGUCUGAGUAUUACAACACAGCCAGUACAACCUUGAUUCUCUCUGACAGUUCUGAGAGCCCACCAGGAUUCACUUUACUUCAGUUACUGACACCAACAGAAAUUACAGAAGUCCAAUCAGCAUGUGUCAGAAUGAAUGGUAGAGUCUAUAUAUCUAGUUUUAUACACAGCGAGUUAACUUGUUCGGUAGUGGUGCCUAAUUCUACUGUACAUGGACCCUGUGGAAGUGGUAAUGUAGAAGGACUAGAAUAUGACAACGCUCACUGCUUUGCAUGUGACUUUUGGCCUACGCCUGCCUCCUUGUGGAUAGACAGAUGUCACUUAUGGCCUGGCCCUGAAGUUGUUGAAGACAUUGUCAGAAAUGGAUGUCACGUUGUAGCAAUAGGACACCCAUUAGGACCCCAUAAAAAUGAAGAAUGGAGAUUGUCGUUUUCUCGAGCAGAAUAUAAACUUGUGUACUCAAUGAACCACAGUCAAUUUUUGACCUAUGGAUUGUUAAAAAUUUUCUUAUAAGAAGUUAUAAAUCAUCAGACUGAAGAAAAGAAUAAACUGAUAUGUUCCUAUCAUAUAAAGACAACAGUUUUCUGGGCUAUUCAACAAAACACACUACCCAACUGGUGCCCUCCAAAUCUCCUGGCCGGUUUCUGGGUCUGCUUUAAACACCUCCUUAAAUGGGUGUAUGAGGGGAUUUGUCCUAACUUUUUCAUUCCACAAAACAACCUGUUCCUGACAAAGGUCCAUGGCUCGGCACAAAACAGAUUGUUUCUACAGUUACAUGACUUGUACAAGAAAGGUCUGUCCUGUCUGUUAGGGUGUUCUUCUAUCAUGUCCUACAUCACUGAUGUCCUAUACAAUCCUAGACUUUCUGUUUGUACAGAUGAGAAUUUCAUGAAGUCUGAAUUUGACUAUGAUGUAGAACUUUUCAAUGUGUUACCCAUUGCAUUUAAACAUUUAGGUGAUCUAUAUAACCUUAUUAAAGCCAUAGAUAUGAUAGAAUACCUGGUAUAUUCACCCCUUACACAAUAUCAAACUAUCAAAUUACAGUCACUUUCAGUCCUCACCCUUCAAUGUAUUGCUUUCAAAUUACAAAACAUGUUUACUUGCUCAUGUUUUAACAAACAGAUGUAUAUUGCAAACAAAUUUUAUUGCCACAUGCUGAAAUUAGCAGCAAAGUUAGGGUGUAUUUCUGACAUGUUGUACAUUGCCAUUUAUUAUUACAAGACACUCAGAUACAGGGGAGCUUUAUGUGUUAUAGAGAUGACAAAGAUUAAGUUAAGACAGCCAUAUUUAAUGUAUUGGGGACAUGUAGACAUAGAGAGGUAUACUGAGGCUGUAGGGGGGCAGUCCUGGUCUACAAAAAUGAGAGAGGCCGUAGCAUGGGAUAUCAAACUUGACACCAUAAUCUUUUAUAUUAGUGAAUUAAUACCAGAACAAAACUCUGCUCUACAGAAAGGAAAGUCUAGAUUAUAUGUCCCAGUGUUUGUAAUGUUACACUUCCUGGAGUUCCUGUGUUACAGACACAUUGAUACAACGUCAUCACAAGCAGCUCUAGAUGAGCUACAAGUCCUAGUCCACCAUGAUAAAGGACAGUAUAUAUUUGACCGAUGUAGAGACAUCUCCUGGGAGAUCCUGGGGAUCUGUCAACAGAUCACAGGGAACCUCCAGGCUGCUCUAUACUCAUACCAACAGUCACUCACACAUUAUCCAUGGAACGGAAUACAAACUGCUACACAGAUGAGAAUACGAGACUUGUUUUUUAGAAACCUACACCAAUAGAUUAAAUAAAUACUAUCACAUUAAAUGCCGUAUCUAAAAAUAUAUGCUAUACAAGAGGUCCAUAAGCCUCAUCUUUUACCGAAGCAACAGUUCUUUAAAAAGUUCUUGCAUUUCAUCUUUUGUUCAAUUAACACUGACCUCCGUAAAGGAAUGAUGAGUUUUGGAAAUUAGG
Magallana angulata is the source of this 2172-nucleotide messenger RNA. RefSeq lists its product as uncharacterized. NCBI's taxonomy places the organism in Eukaryota, Metazoa, Mollusca, Bivalvia, Ostreida, Ostreidae. The transcript has a single exon. The coding region runs from base 30 to 737 and encodes 235 amino acids. The record is from RefSeq and is a predicted model, not a curated record.